AUGUCUGACCGCGAGAUCCUACCCGAUAAUGUGAAACCCUCUCACUACAAUGUCUCCCUUCGAGACCUUGAAUUCAAGAACUGGACCUACCAGGGUACAGUGACCAUCGACGCUGAGAUUGUCAAGCCCACCAGGGAAAUCGUCUUCAACACCCUCGAGAUCAAGCUUACCGGCGCCAAGGUUGUCGUUGACCACACCAAGUCCUCCCAAGCCAUCGAGUCUACCAACUUCAGCUACGAUGAGCGUGCCCAGCGUGCCACCAUCACCUUCGACCAGGAGCUCCCUGUCUCCAAGAAGGCAUCAAUUGCCAUCAGCUUUGAAGGUAUCAUGAACAACGAAAUGGCCGGUUUCUACCGCUCCAAGUACAAGCCUACCGUCACGCCUGCCAAGUCAGUCCCCCAUGAUGAUGAGUGGCACUACAUGUUCAGCACCCAGUUUGAAUCUUGCGAUGCUCGCCGUGCCUUCCCCUGCUUUGAUGAACCCAACCUGAAGGCUACGUUCGACUUUGAGAUUGAGAUCCCGGCCGACCAGGUUGCUCUCAGCAACAUGCCCGUCAGGGAGACCAAGCCCACCAAGGAUGGCUGGAACAUGGUUUCUUUCGAGACAUCUCCCGUCAUGAGCACGUACCUUUUGGCUUGGGCUGUUGGUGACUUUGAGUACAUCGAGCAGCUCACCGACCGCCGAUACAAUGGCAAGCAGAUCCCCGUCCGCGUCUACACGACCCGCGGUCUCAAAGAGCAGGGCCAGUGGGCUUUGCAGCACGCCCCCAAGAUUAUCGACUUCUUCUCCGAGAUUUUCGACAUUGACUACCCUCUCCCCAAGUCCGAUCUCCUGGCUGUUCAUGAGUUCACCCACGGUGCUAUGGAGAACUGGGGUCUCGUGACAUAUCGUACCACCCAGGUUCUCUUUGACGAGAAGACUUCAGAUGCCCGUUUCAAGAAUGCCGUUGCCUACGUUGUUGCCCACGAGCUUGCUCACCAAUGGUUCGGCAACCUGGUCACCAUGGACUGGUGGGAUGAGCUGUGGUUGAACGAAGGUUUCGCCACCUGGGUUGGCUGGCACGCCGUCGACCACCUGCACCCCGACUGGCAGGUGUGGGCUCAGUUCGUCAACGAGGGCAUGGAGGCUGCUUUCCGUCUCGACGGCAUCCGCGCCAGUCACCCCAUCCACGUCCCUGUCCGUGAUGCCCUCGAUGUCAACCAGAUCUUCGACUCCAUCAGCUACCUCAAGGGCUGCUCUGCCAUUCGCAUGUUGGCUAACCACCUUGGCGUCGAAACUUUCCUCAAGGGUGUGUCCAACUAUCUCAAAGCUCACGCAUACGGUAAUGCCAAGACAAAGGCUCUCUGGGAUGCUCUCAGCGAGGCUUCUGGAAAAGAUGUCAAUGCUCUCAUGGGUCCUUGGAUCUCCAAGAUUGGACACCCGGUAGUCACCGUUGCCGAAGAACCCGGACAAAUUUCGAUCAAGCAGUCCCGAUUCUUGUCCACUGGUGAUGUCAAGCCCGAGGAUGAUACCACCACCUGGUGGGUGCCUCUUGGCCUCGAGGGCAAGAAGGGCGAGAGUGGCAUCAACACCAUGUCUUUGCUCCAGAAGGAGGAGACCAUUCGUGAUAUUGAUGAUGAGUUUUACAAGCUGAACAGCGGAGCCACUGGCUUCUACCGCGUCAACUAUCCUCCUGCUCGCCUGGCGAAGCUUAGCACGCAGCUGGAUAGGCUGAGCACCGAGGACAAGAUUGCCAUUAUCGGUUCUACAGCCGACCUGGCGUUUGCCGGCAACAGCACCACCGCCGCUCUUCUCACCUUCCUCGAGGGCUUCAGCAAGGAGACUCAUCCUCUUGUUUGGACCCAGGUUCUUGAUUCUAUUGGCUCCGUCAAGUCGGUGUUUGGUGAAGAUGAGGAUAUUAAGAAGGGACUGGAGAAUUUUGUUGUCAAGCUUCUCUCGGACAAGGUGACUGAAAUUGGCUGGGACGGCGCCGAGGAUGAAGAAUAUCUUACCACAAUGUUGCGCAAGCGCAUCAUUCUCGCUGCAGUUGCCAAUGGGCAUGUCGAGGCUGUCAACGAAGCUCUCAGACGCUUCAACUCUUGGCAUGAGAACGCCGAGGCCAACCCCCUCCCACCUUCACUCCGACUUGCCGUCUGGCGCACCGCCGUCAAGAAGGACAGCGCUCGUGCUGUCGACAUCAUCAAGAACGAGUGGUCCAACACCAAGUCCAUUGACGGAAAGCUGAUCUGCCUUAAUGCACUAUCUGCCCUUGAGGACCAGCAAGUGCUCAAGGAGAACAUUGUUCCCUUCAACUUCAACGCCUCUCCCCCAAGCAACGCGGUCAACGCUGCAGACAUGCACGUCCUCGGCAUGGGCUUGGCGGGCAACCCCGUCGGCCGACAGGUUCAGUGGACUUACAUGAAGGAGAACUGGGAUGCGUGUGUGACCAAGCUCGGCAACCCCAUUGUUGUGGACCGAUUCGUCCGUGUCAGCUUGGGCGGCUUCACUGAUGGUUCUGUCGUCGAUGAGAUUGACAGCUUCUUCAAGGACAAGGACACCAAGAGCUUUGAUCGUACUCUGGAGACGGUCAAGGACAAGAUUCGUGGACGGGCUGCGUACAAGCAGCGGGAUGCUGCCUCACUCAAGGAAUGGCUAGGGGCCAAUAAGUAUUUGUGA
This is a messenger RNA of Pochonia chlamydosporia 170, 2655 nucleotides long. Its product is annotated as aminopeptidase 2. NCBI's taxonomy places the organism in Eukaryota, Fungi, Ascomycota, Sordariomycetes, Hypocreales, Clavicipitaceae. The transcript has 3 exons. Gene Ontology annotation, biological process: peptide catabolic process; proteolysis. Bases 1 to 2655 code for a protein of 884 amino acids. Gene Ontology annotation, molecular function: zinc ion binding; peptide binding; metalloaminopeptidase activity. The record is from RefSeq and is a predicted model, not a curated record. Gene Ontology annotation, cellular component: cytoplasm.